Messenger RNA from Harmonia axyridis, 2285 nucleotides. RefSeq names its product exocyst complex component 8. The coding region runs from base 109 to 2193 and encodes 694 amino acids. NCBI's taxonomy places the organism in Eukaryota, Metazoa, Arthropoda, Insecta, Coleoptera, Coccinellidae. Gene Ontology annotation, cellular component: exocyst. The transcript is spliced from 13 exons. Gene Ontology annotation, biological process: intracellular protein localization; exocytosis; Golgi to plasma membrane transport. The record is from RefSeq and is a predicted model, not a curated record.
UUAUGUUAUGGGCGUCAAAGUUGACAGGAACAAGAUUGAGGAUAUCUUUUUCGAAUAAAAGGAGACUAAAAAAUAAAUAUAUAGCAAAUAUCAAUUACAAGCCGAGAAAUGGAGUCUGUGAGAGAACCAGACAUAAAUUUAUUGAGUUCGACGGAUUUUUCUCCUGAAAAAUAUGUAAGGGAUCUAUCUCAGCAUUGUGUUGGAGGUCCAGAGCUACGUAGGCUAAGGAAAAAAGUCCAAAGUCUUUCUGAGGAAACUAACAGCACUUUGAAGAGAAAUGUAUACCAAAAUUACAUGCAAUUUAUCGAAUCAGCUAAAGAAAUAUCACAUUUGGAAAGUGAAAUGUAUCAACUAUCACAUUUAUUAUCAGAACAAAAAUCACUUCUUACAUCCUUAUGCAGUACUUCAAUAUUAGGAGAUGAUUCAAUGUUAAUACGUAGAUCAGAAAAUAAUGACGAUGAGGAUAAAAAACAGGAGGAAUUCAAUCGUGAGAAGAUAGCAAGCAUUUUGGAGAAAGUAGAAGGAUGCAAAGAGAUUCUCGAAAUACCAGAUAGAACUUAUCUGUAUGAGGGGCCAUUGGUAGAAUUAGAUCCUCUGGAUAAUAGUCCUGUGAAAAAUGUACAAGCAUAUUUAUUUUCAGAUGGCCUUAUGAUUUCUACUAGAAAUAGUCAAGGAUUAAUGAAGUAUGUUUUUGAAGUGAUGUAUGAAAUUGGAAGCUUAGCAGUUGUUAAUGUAAAAGAUUUGGGAAAUGUGAAACAUGCCUUCAAACUCUUGAUUUUUCCAGACACUAGAGUUUUUAAAUGCAGUUCUAGUGCAGUUAAGAAAGAAUGGCUCGAAAAAAUUGAUCAAGCUAAGAAGUCAAAAUUGAAUCAUGAUCAGCAGAAAAGAGAAUCAACUAUUGAGAAAUCCCCAUCUAGGUCUGCUUCUAUUGAUUCUCCAAGUAUUAAUCCAUUUGAAGAAUACGAAGAAGAUGGGGAAAUAUCCCACCCUGAAUGGUUCCUUGAAGCACCAGAAGAAUUGGAUGUGUGUGUUGCACAACGACAUUUCGAGGAUGCACUUUCCCUUUUGCAAAGAGCUUUAGAAUAUGCUGCUAAUGCUCCACAGGACCAUCUCUUGACAGAAGUUCAAAAGAAGGUAGAUCAGAGACAUACUCAUUUAACUGAAGUUCUGAUGAAAGAACUUGAAAUUAAACCAGGAAAAUCAAUGCAAGGGGGUUUGGGAGCAUCCAGAAGGGCUGUUCGCCUUUUGAUCACUUUAGGUCAGCCUAAUCAGGCUUGUGACCUAUUCCUCAACAUCUGUACCUGUAUGCUGAAAAUACAAUGUAAAAGGGUUAAGAGAGAGGGAUCCACUUCCAUGUACAUCAAACAUUUAUCUAGUGUUAUAUUCACAAAUAUUUGCCACAUGACUGAAGAAUUCUUAAGAAACUUUCUACAAUCCACAACUUGUUAUUCCGCGUAUGUAGUAUGGGUGAGUACGCAGCUAUCUCAAUUUGUUGCUCAUUUCAUCAAACAAGUCUUUGGUGCUCAAAGUUCCCUAACAAUUGUUGCUGAAUGUGUUGAUCUAGUGAGAUGUCAAUGUGAACGGUUAUGUAGUUACGGAGUUGAUAUGUGUUAUCAAAUAGAUGGUUUACUGAGAGGCUCAAUAACAAGAACACUAAGAGAUACCAGAGAUAAAUAUGUAGAUUCCAUUAAAAUACGAGCUGCAGAAGAUAGCUGGUCCCCUACAAAUUUGAAGUCAAAAAAUGGGCUCCUGAAAUUUUUGCAGGAAUAUUCCGAUUUGGGUUUGAAAUUAGAUACAUUCGUCACAGGGGACAUUUGGUUGCAACUCACCUCUAAUAAUCUAAUUUUCACAAAAAAUUUCUUGAAUUUGCUAAGAGAUUGUAUGAAAUUGAAAACAACAAAGCUUCUCUAUACUAUAAAUGAAACUUUGUAUGCAGUAUUUGAUGCACAGAUAAGACAUCAUGAGUUAACUUUACGUGAGGAAAAGCGACUUGAACAAAGGAAACUAGUGACCAAAAAUGCAGAAUAUCUUCUCACAUCUCUAUUGGACGUCUGCCAGGAAGAGUAUAAAGAAGCAGUAGGCUUCCCUUGCGAGACAUUGUUACAAAUUCAGAAGGAGUACUCAGCACUACUAAACGGAAUAUCUCCGACAAGUAGAAGUACCAAGACUAAAUAUUCUUCUGAAUUCAUAUAAAUUAUUAUAUUGGUGCAUUAUCAUAUUUGUUUAUGUUAUAUUUCUCUAUUAAUAGAGUUACGAAAACAAAUAAAAUUUUAUAUUGAAACUUA